ACUCAUACCUAGACUAGAUACCAUCGCAAGGCAGACAGGCACCAACACUGGCAUUGGUCUUCAGCGCAGUGCGUGGGUCUCGAGUCUCUCUUUUGACCUCACCUCAUUUCACCAACUCCUGUCUUCCUUCGCUUUCAGCGUCUGUUGCCUGUUCCAUCUACCAUAAGGGACAUAAAUAGCUCUGAUAUUGCCAGAUACUCAAGAGAUAUUUUGUGGUUUUCAAUUCUACAUCCCUUUCGUUCCGCACUGCGUGUCCGCCCUGUCGCGAAGUUGAAUCGCGGUGUUGAACUUGUCGCGCUUUUCGUCUAGGAUGGGCUCUUAUCGCUUGGAGGAAGCCUCCACUGGCCGCGCAGGUUGCCAGAACAAAGAAUGCAAAGAUGCCAAAACCAAGAUCGCAAAGGGCGAGCUCCGUUUCGGUACUUGGGUCGAUACUGAGCGUAUUCAGGCUUUUAUGUGGAGACACUGGGGCUGCGUCACCCCAAAACUCAUCGGAAACCUGAAUGAGGCUAUUGAUGAGGAAGGUGGUGACGGUGAAGAGAAGGAUUACACUAUCAUCGAUGGUUAUGAGGAUCUCUCUGAUGAACUGCAGGAGAAGAUCCGUGGUGCGUUAAAGCAGGGCCAUGUUGAUGAUGAGGAUUGGAAGGGUGACGUCGAAAUGAACCGCCCCGGCAAGACAGGUUUCCGUGUUCGCAAGAAGACCGGUGCUGCUGCGAAAGACGAUGAAGAAAAAGAACCUCAGCCUCCCAAAACCAAAAAACGCGGCAAAGCCCAAGACAACGAAGAUGAAGAAGAGCCCGAGAAACCAACCAAGAAGACCAAAAAGGAGUCCGCCCGCGGCACUAAGAAAGCCGCAAAGGAAGAGCCCGAAUCUGAAAAUGCUGAAGAGGAACUCAAGGAAGAGGAAGGGAAAGAGAAACCUGCCAGGAAGACUCGCGGCCGUGCUGCCAAGACUGCCAGUGCCGAUAGAAAGAAGCAGGCUGAUGCUGCUGGUGAAGAUGAGGAGGAAAUGGAUGAUGCUAAGGAGCCUGCUGAGGAGAAGCCGAAGCGGGGUGGACGGAAGAAGAAGGCUACCUAAUCUUCUUCUAUCGUGGUAGUUUGUUUGUUAAUUACAUGCUGCAUGGGGAAGGCGAAUAUGGGAGUAUCUACCAAUAUGAAGCUAUGUUGAAUUGCUUGCCAGGUAUCGUGUUUGUGGGCGUGUCUUUUUCUGUACUCUAAAUCAUCUCGCUGGUACUUAAUUAGAAUAGAAGAUUGCUUACAAAAGACAAUAUCGUAUAUUUCACUAUCAGUUUGUUGGUAUUAUCCU
Aspergillus ruber CBS 135680 is the source of this 1303-nucleotide messenger RNA. RefSeq lists its product as uncharacterized. Bases 311 to 1075 code for a protein of 254 amino acids. Lineage: Eukaryota; Fungi; Ascomycota; Eurotiomycetes; Eurotiales; Aspergillaceae. The transcript has 5 exons. Gene Ontology annotation, molecular function: zinc ion binding; DNA binding. The record is from RefSeq and is a predicted model, not a curated record.